Messenger RNA from Columba livia (rock pigeon), 4849 nucleotides. It is a transcript of the gene PPTC7, whose product is annotated as protein phosphatase targeting COQ7. Bases 465 to 1358 code for a protein of 297 amino acids. Gene Ontology annotation, cellular component: mitochondrion. The transcript is spliced from 6 exons. Lineage: Eukaryota; Metazoa; Chordata; Aves; Columbiformes; Columbidae. Gene Ontology annotation, biological process: protein dephosphorylation. The record is from RefSeq and is a predicted model, not a curated record. Gene Ontology annotation, molecular function: protein serine/threonine phosphatase activity.
UCCCCGACCGUCCGCCCGCUCGCUUUGCCGAGCGCCGGGGCCUCAGCACGCGCGGCGAAGAUGGCGGAUGCGGCCGGUGGGGCGCGGGGGAGGCACAGCGGGCACCGCCGGCUCUGACCGGGACGCCCCACGGCGCGGCGGGAGGGCGCCCGGAGGCCUUCGCGGGGCAGCGCCGGCCGGCCGGGGAGGAGGCAGAGCCCCCCGCUCGGGGCGGGGUGGCGCGGAAGGCGGGGGCGCUACCGGCGAGCCCGGCUGUGAGGGGCCGGCGCGUGAGGAGCGGCGAGGGCGGGAGCCGGCCCGGAGGGGCGAGGCGGCCCGGGGUGGGGUGAGGGGCCGAGCGGCGGCGGGGCCGGCCGGCGGGCAGGGGAACGCUGGCUCCCUGCGGCGGGCGCUCGCAGCUCCGGAGGCGGCUGCGCCGGUGGCUCCCCGCGUUCCUGGCUCUGGGCUGCUGGGCGCCCCACGCCAUGUUCUCGGUGCUCUCCUAUGGCAGGCUGGUGGCCCGGGCAGUCCUGGGCGGCCUCUCGCAGACGGACUCCCGUGACUACAGCUUGGUGACAGCCAGCUGUGGCUUUGGCAAAGAUUUCCGCAAGGGCAUCCUCAAGAAAGGCAUGUGCUACGGGGAUGACGCCUGCUUCGUGGCCCGGCACCGGACGGCAGAUGUGCUGGGGGUAGCAGAUGGUGUAGGUGGCUGGAGAGACUAUGGGGUUGACCCUUCGCAGUUCUCAGGGACUCUAAUGCGAACAUGUGAACGUUUAGUAAAAGAAGGACGGUUUGUACCAAGUAAUCCUGUUGGGAUUCUCACCGCAGGUUAUUGUGAGCUGCUGCAGAACAAAGUACCUUUGCUUGGAAGCAGUACAGCCUGCAUAGUCGUUCUGGACAGAACAAGUCACCGUUUACAUACAGCCAACUUGGGAGAUUCUGGAUUUUUGGUAGUGAGAGGAGGAGAAGUAGUACAUCGAUCCGAUGAGCAACAGCAUUACUUCAACACUCCGUUCCAACUGUCGAUAGCUCCACCAGAAGCAGAAGGAGUUGUCUUAAGUGACAGCCCUGAUGCUGCUGAUAGCACUUCUUUUGACGUCCAACUCGGAGACAUCAUUUUGACUGCAACAGACGGACUGUUUGACAACAUGCCUGACUACAUGAUCCUGCAGGAGUUAAAAAAGCUCAAGAACUCCAACUAUGAGAGCAUACAGCAGACUGCGAGAAGCAUCGCUGAGCAAGCUCACGAGCUGGCGUAUGAUCCCACUUACAUGUCGCCGUUUGCACAGUUUGCGUGUGACAAUGGAUUGAAUGUGAGAGGGGGAAAACCAGACGACAUCACCGUCCUUCUUUCGAUUGUAGCCGAGUACACAGACUGAUCUGCCCGGAGCGUCAGGUUCUGACGUUUUUGUUGUCCCCGAGCUCCCAGCUUCACCCGUACGGUUUCCUGCUGGCAGGAUUUGCUUUCGUCCUUCGCAGCCGAUCUCGGCAGCCAGUUCUCCAGCUUGUUGCCCGUCUUGAGACACAACUGACGUCCCUGUUGAGAACCACUCUAGUACGCCGGGCUUUGCCAGCCAGAAAUAAAGAAGCUCGAGGCUCGAAGCAUGUCUUUCAGAGCUUAGUCCUCGUCCUUAAAGGGGGGAGGAUCAAUCCCACAUUGUUACUGCGUUUGAAAUGUGACUUUCCAAGGAGUAGAAUUGGUUUAGCAUCUUUCAAACUAGAUUCAAUAGGUAAAACCUCUGCAAAGGGGCAUAUUACUCUAUUUACUAGAAACGUUCACUCUUCAUUAAGGGUAUGUUACAGAACACAGUUUCAUAAGCAUAGUCUUGUUACAGUGGUAGCUGAGGUUUCGUGUUUCUAAGCUCCAGUUUUCAGGAGGUUUAUAACUGCUGUAAACAUUCUGCUCUUGCCAUACAUGGUGUCAGUCUAGGAGCCUUUUCUAGUACGAAAUUUCAAAAAACAUAAUUCAAGUUAUAUGGAUGCAAAUGUGUUUUGUGAUUUCAGGUGCUUAACUGUGAUCUUCAAAGUUCUGCAGAUCAUUCGUCCAUAAUGGGCCUGGUCUCUGGAUGUUUUGGCUGUGGAUAAUAAUAAUUAUUAUUUUUUUUAAAACAAAAAUUGUAACUCAGUCUCAAAAAGCCGAGCUGGCCAAAAUUGAGGUCCUUUCAGCAUUUUAACCCAUUUCACCAGCGCGGAUGAUACGGCAUAAAUGCUACAGUGGGAGGUUGCACAAAGAACAGAUCAUCCUCAGCUCUCAACGUCUUCACUUUUGGUAGCGAAUUCUGUUGUUAACGAAACAUAAUUUGUGUUAAUAAUUGUCAUUCUCGCUUAUGUAGAACAGAAUAUGCUGCACCAGUUUAAGUCCAGUCGAUCCUUCUCUUUCCGACUCAACCAAACACCUCUGCUUAUGCUGUGGCAGCAGCAGUAAGUACAGAAAUGAAACUAUUAAUGAAUAAUCAGCAAAAUUUACAUUUCAAUAACUAAAGUGUAGGGUUUUUGGAAUGAACCUUAAUGAUGUUUACAGUCACCUAACAGCCACUUUGCAAUAUUACAUUUCCUUUUGGAUGACAGUAGCUCGCAUUCGUUGCCCCUCUUCCAGCAAGCUUUCCUUUUUCUUUCCCGAGGUUCAUACAAAAAGCUGAUAGCUGUAAAGAUAUAUAUAUUUUUGGUCAGUUUUUCAUUAACUUUUUUGCUGGUAGAAAAGUAUGUAGAAAUAAAUUAAAGCCAUGUUUUUAUAUAUAAAAAGUCGGGUAAUGUUGCUGUUUAGGUGAGUGCAGUUAAACUUGGUCAGUAAGUAAUCUUACCUGCUCUCAAAAGGAGAUUUUUACUACCUGGUUUAUUGUAUUAAAACUGUUUAAGUUUGAGGUUACCUCAACUUGUUUAAAGAAUUUUUUGUGGACUUGUACUGUAUAUUUGCGUAACUAUGUCAAGCUUUUAUUUAAGAUCAUUUAACAUGUACCAUGUACAUGUCAUUUUACUAUAUUUCAAUGCAUCAUGCUUGUAACAGGCAUUUCAUUUAUAAUAAGCGAUUAAUUUGGAAGCUCUUUGGUAAUUUAUCUGCUAUUCCUAAAUUGGCAUCAUGUUAGCUAUCUAUUUUAAAUCACCUUGUAAUUACUCGUCAAAAUGCCUUAACUACCCUAACUUGACCAAAAUACUAUUUUGGUGAGGGUACGGGGAGGAUUAUAUUAAUGAAGAAAAAUUAAUUAGUUUUGCCAUCCAUGGAACAGUGAGUGGUGGAAUAACUUUGCACAAAUCGUCAGUCCUCGUUGUAUUUUAAAAUUGAACAAGCUGUUUGUAGCUGUCUCGUUGGGAGGAAUGUAUCACGCUGCAGUACAGGGCUUUGUUUCUAGCAUUUGGGAGGGAGGUUCCCCUCUCAAAUCUGGGUGUCUUUACAUUUUAUUCUUCAGUAUUUACUCUCACGCUUCUCAAUUAGAGCAGAUUUGAUCAAUUAUUCUUUCCCUCGAACUUCCCUUACGCCGAUUCCCCGCAGACCGGGGCUGUGCUGCGCUCUGACCCCUCGCCCUCUGCACGCUCGUCCCUAACCCUUGGUAUUUCCCCCCCUGCUUUCUAGAUCUAUACAUUGAGACGUAUAUGGGGCGGGUACAGAGGACGGCGAAGGCGCUUACCCCUGUGUGAGGUGUCGCCCGCGCCGUACGCGGCUCAGCCGGGGUCUGGCAUCCCCGAGCGGAGGGACUCGGCUGCCCGGCCGGUGCUGAGCCGCGCGCUCUUAGAGCCCUUGGAGCCGUUCGCCUCAUAUCGCGUCGGGAUUUUGUUUUGUUUUUAACAAAGAACAAAUUUGGAUUUUGAUUUACAAAUCAUGAGUUUAUCCCUCACUGGACACACCAAAGACCAGUAAAGCUUAUAGCUUUUCCAUCUGUUUAUAAAGCAAUACUGUAUUAUAAAGAAUUGAUAUUUUUAUCACAUGCUUGAUUGGUUUUGGUUUUGUUUCGCUGUUGUUUUUUUUUUUUAAGAUGUGCACUCUAAACAUAUCAAACUUAAUUUCUUCCUAUGAACUUAAGCUGUCUGCGCACAAUGAAUUUUUUGGAAAAGGAAAUGACAGGGCCCAUACUAUCAAAAUAAUGUUAAACGAUGCAUGAAGCAGUAACACUUCCUAGGAAUUUUAGAAUAUUGGGACUAUUCACGAGAGGAGGGUUCAAGGAAGGUGUUCUGUGACGCGGGGUGGGGAGCGGAGCGCAGGCUGCUGCUCAGCCUGUUAUCGGGAGCGGGUUUGGGAUCUGAAGGAAGAGUUUUCUACACCAGUAACCACAUAAUGUCCCGGCACUGGCAGGGGUUGGGAUUCCUGCAGCAGCGUUACUGGUAUUUGGGUAAAACAGGGCUAAAAUGUGGUGAAUUGGAAAAACUCUGUGGUUUCUUGCUACUUCGGCUAUCUUUGGGAGACCCGCAACAUACAGUUGCCCUCUAAAUGUACUUUUUGGGGGUUAUGAAGAAGGUGUGGCUGGAAAACAAAACUAAACCCAGAUUUUGGGACCAGACAGUUAGGACUGAGUCAAGGAGAAGGGAGAGGGGAAGGUCUGGCAAAGAUGGGAAGGGUUUUGUGAUGGAAUCCCCAUCUCUCGGUGAUGGGUGUCCUUUCUCCAGGGGAAAAUCAGACUGUGUGUGUGGAAAGUGGCUGUAUGAAGUGGUGUCUUACAAAGAUAGCUGAACUAAUGAAGCAAAUUUGAGUCUGUAUCUAAUGAGGAUGCUUUUUUGUUGUUGUUAAAAUGAGACUAUCAUCUAUGCUUACCUAAGAGGCAAUUAUGUGAAUUUCAUGUCUGAGGUAUAACUUAUGCAGGAAUAGUUCUGUAAAUACAUUUAAAUGAAUUGUAAAGAUAUUUAAUAAAUAUAGUAUUUAUACUAAAAUGUGUUUUUUAAA